CCAAACUAGGCAGCUCGCUGUUCGGGGCCACCGGGUCGCCCCAGAAGGUGGUCACCAACAUCCGUGGGUUCCUCUCGAAUCGGCUGACCAGCGUUUCCAUCCCCGACACAGGUUGCCGCCACCCCUUGGACAACGACUGUAUACCCCCUGCGACGUAAGCCACCGCCGCAAAGCGCAAAGACACACGUCUGUACAGCAAAGUCUGUUCUGUGUACGUUAAGCGGAAGUCAGAGAAGAGCCCUCAUUAUUGCAAGAGAUGUAGAGAGAAGAUGCGUAGCCCAUCGCGUCGGUUGUGAUCUAGAUACGGGCCACUGACUAGAACACACGCUGGUACACAGACUCGGACACACACACAGCGCAUCACACACGACAUGCUCCAGCAGGUGUGUGAUCAACAGAAGCAGCAGCAUCAGCAGCAGCAGCCCGACCAAACCAGAGGUGUACGUUUGAGGCUGACAUCGAUCGCGAUCAGCAGCAGCAGCAGCAGCAGUGCCUAAACACUCGAACACAUACCCUUCUCUACAUAGUAGAGGAUAACAAGUGGACCUACCGGGUAAGGAUCAUCAUCAUACGCGCAGAAGUUCGGAGUAGAGAUAUACGGAGUCCAAGAUCUCCAAUACAGUAGUAGCCAACACCGCAAAGGAAAGGCGUAGCGCAGCAAAGCACCGCAACACAAGAUGGCACCGCUACCGAUUAUUAAUCUCGAGCCGAGCGAGGUGAAGGAGAUCUUCUGGACGAAGGUGAAGGAACCGCAGUCGCAGCGCAAGCUGAUUCUCGUCAUCGUCUCAAUCGCGCUGCUGCUGGACAACAUGCUGUACAUGGUGAUCGUGCCGAUCAUACCGGACUACCUGCGCUACAUCGGCACCUGGGGCCCGGAGGAACCGUACAACAUGAGUGCGCCGACCACCGUCUUCACACCGCACACCCAUUCGCACCACGGGCAGGAUUCGGCUACCGGCAUACUGUUCGCCUCGAAAGCGAUCGUGCAGCUGAUGGUGAACCCGUUCUCCGGUGCGCUGAUCGACCGGAUCGGCUACGAUCUGCCGAUGAUGGUGGGGCUGAUCAUCAUGUUCCUGUCCACGAUGGUGUUUGCGUGCGGGCGCAGCUACAGCAUGCUGUUCUUUGCCCGCUCGUUGCAGGGCGUCGGGUCCGCCUUUGCCGACACGUCCGGGCUGGCCAUGAUUGCCGAUCGGUUCACGGAGGAAGCGGAGCGUACGAAGGCGCUCGGCAUUGCGCUGGCGUUCAUCAGCUUCGGCUGCCUGGUGGCGCCCCCGUUCGGUGGCGCCCUGUACCAGUUCGCGGGCAAGGAGGUGCCGUUCGUCAUCCUGGCGCUGAUAUCGCUGAUCGACGGGUUUAUGCUGCUGCUCGUGAUGAAACCGAUCAAGGAGCAGCUGGCCGACCGGCAGGAGGUGAGGGCCCCGUCCGUACCGAUCUGGCGCCUGCUGAUGGACCCGUACAUUGCCGUCUGUGCCGGCGCGCUCAUGAUGUCGAACGUGGCGCUCGCCUUCCUGGAGCCGACGAUAUCGCUCUGGAUGGAGGACAACCUGACGACGGACAACUGGAAGAUUGGUAUGGUGUGGCUGCCCGCCUUCUUCCCGCACGUGUUCGGCGUGAUCAUCACGGUCAAGAUGGCGGCGCAGUACCCGGACAAGCAGUGGCUGAUGGCGGCCGGUGGGCUCGCCCUCGAGGGGCUCUGCUGCUUCAUCAUCCCGUUCAGCUCGUCCUACAUCAUGCUGAUGAUACCGAUCUGUGGCAUCUGCUUCGGCAUUGCGCUGAUCGAUACGGCGCUGUUGCCAACGCUCGGCUACCUGGUGGACAUACGGUACGUGUCGGUGUACGGCAGCAUCUACGCGAUCGCCGACAUCUCGUACUCGCUGGCGUACGCCGUCGGGCCGAUCAUUGCGGGCGGCGUGGUGGAAGCGAUCGGCUUCACCGCACUCAACUUCCUGAUCGCGUUCUCGAACCUGCUGUACGCACCGGUGAUGUACUACCUGCGCAACAUCUACGACUUUAAGCACUUCGAGAACGAGGCGAACGUGCUGAUGGGCGAUCCACCGACGAAGGAGUACCAGACGUACACGAUGCACGAUCAGCAGAUGGUGGGCGAGGAGUACAAGAACCAUCUCGAGUACGGGCGUCAAACGGACGAUGGCAACUACCAGCAGGAGACCAACAUCGAUCAAGGGUACUCGCAGAACGGUAGCUAUCAACAGCAGCAGCAGCAGGGUGGAUAUCAGAACUAUCAACCGGGAUAUCAGGAACAGGGUGGCAGCGUCUAUCAGCAGCAGCAGCAGCAGCAACAAGCCCCGAGACAUCUUCCACAGCAGCCCCAGCCGGUUGCAAAUCCCUUCCGACAUGGGGAAUCGUCAGGACAGCAGCAGCAGCAACAGCAGCAGCAGCAACCGGCACAACCAAGGAUCUCGAAUCCAUUCCGGCAGGGCUUCUAAAGCCGCAAUGCUAAAGCGUUAAAGUGUCUGAUCGUAGUGUGCCAGUGGCUACCAGCCGGUAGCGCCCCUGUAACGCUAUCGAUCGGUUAACUGUUGUUAUGCUUCGCUUAAUGGGGCUGUAUUUAAGGCACAUCAUGGUGAUCACCUCACCGUGUCCAGAAAAAGGACGAUCGACGGCAGAUCAAUUGCUGCAACACGUAUGACAUAAAGGACGAAAUGACAGUCUAGAUUUAGAACCUAGGGGUAAGGAAAUUCUCCGGUGGAUACGCGUGCCGAUCGGACCAUUGCCUAGGGGGAUCCCACAGGUCUGUUCGAAUUGCAUCAAUAUCGUAGACAUAUCAACCACAAGCGUAACAUUCUAUUCGGGUGCAAGGAGACGGCUUUCGUGCGGCAUCCGUCCGAGAUGGGCCGGUUUUGGCACGCGGCUCAGCUGGAGAACAUUUUAGUUGUUUCCGCGACUUCAGUUCAGCAUUCUCACUAACAUAAGACACAACCAAGGUAACGAUACAUAUCAGAGCUUCGUGCUCGCCUGAAUUUACCAAAAAGUGAUAUUAUAUAGUGGAAGAGUUAUUAUAUCCCUUGUAUUAUUAGUAGUAGUAUUAAGCGAUGUGGCACCAUCCGUAUAUGGCACCUGGCACCUGGCGCUCUGGCGUCACGCGAGGGCAUCGAGAGGGCAUCAAACACCCAUCCCGAGCAUGCCUUCCCGCGAGAGACCCAGUGCCCAGGGGAUGUACGUGGCGGGAUCUCACUCACAGUCUCUAGAUAUAGUUUUAGUGCAUAUCAAACAGAAACAAAACAUGCCUAGACACAUAAGGAUUAGCACUCUGCUACGUUGCUGCUAUUCAAUUUUCCAAAACCCCGCCUAUCUUGCACCUAUCGCACGUACGCGGCAGGGCUGUACUCUGUACAUUAAGUUUUCCUUGUACACCGCAUUACGCAAAUCGGGUACGCUCAUCAAUGAAACACGUUGUUGCGUUGCGUUGGUUGCUGCAGGAUGCGCUGCUGCAGGUGGAGCAGACCGCCGCACCACCAUGUGCUGGGGUAGGUUCCAGUUCCGGCAGCACCAUCUAGCCGCCUCCUGACCUGAAAGUCUCUAAUGGUAUCAAUUAAAAUAGUUUACAGUUCGUUCGCAGUUCGGUGGCAGUAACCGGCGGCACCAGGGGAACCAGGAGGACCGAGGUGUAGGUUUUCAAAACCGCACGCCACUACUGCCCUUCCCGGUGCUGCUCGGUAACAUGUGUAAAGUGAAGCGAAACACGAACCUAUACUUACUCACGUAUAUCUAUUACGGUAUUACAUUUACACACACACUUAACGAAAUGGGUUAGUCGGAAGAGAAGAGCGUACAAACCUUGGACAAAAGAUGUAUUAAUGUUUUUCAUAUUUAUCUUUCAUACACGCUCAGCUAUUGUGUAAAGUUUAGAAAGUCCCUCUGCCAGCUGAACAGCGCACCGAAAAACGAAGUCUAUUAGAGUUUGGAUGUAUUAUACACUGAUCAUGCUUUACAACUCUCGUCCUUUUACCUUCUCCCCCUUAUGCGUCUGCGUACUAUAUCAAGUGGAGGAGGUGGAAUAGAUUAUAGGAACAAUUAUCACAAUCAUAUCAGAGCGAUCGGGCUGGCGGCUUGUGCCCUACCGUGCCAGCAUUGUUGGAGCAGGGCGAUCGUGUAAACGAAUGCAAUUGAACCGAGCAAAUUAAAGAGCAACCAGCUGCUGCAGGGCUCUUCGGAGGACCGUACAGAUAGGCAAACGAUAAACUUUAUCCCGUAAGACUGGCAAGUAUAGGUGUGCAAGCAAAAGCUACCGAUAAAUAGAACACGACUUCUGUUCACGAAUCAGCGUAUCAAUCGUAUGUAUAUUAUUUCGGUUUUGCUUACGUCAAACGUUAAGCAAAGACUUUUUUCCCCCACCAAGGUUCACAGUGUAUUUACUCUUCUUGCAAAGGGAGUAUAUUUAGGAUUGCGUUACUUUUUUUACAUUAUCUUGCAUCUCUUUCGAAAACAUUCAAAUAACGGCAACGUGCCCUUCUCACGCUCUGCGUAUGCAGCACGUUUGCGUAAAAUCACAGCGUACCGAAUGUAGGGGAAGGUAGGUAAAGACGGACACUACGGGUAAGAUGGACACUUCUCAAAAAUACAUAAUAAAAGUAAUUAUAAAAUAAUUUAAAAAUGUAGCAUUCAAGUUAAAGGUAUAAAAACACAUUUGAGACACUCCGUCCACAUGACAACCUUUAAAUUUGUCAAAUUUGGCCGCAAACAAAAAAAGUAAUCCAAGUAACGUAGUGGAUGUAAUUUUGCUGCUUCAGAUGUUAAGCUCUAAUUCUUGCAUAGUUUAUAUUUCCGGUGGAUUUUCGAAUUGAACGUGUUAGCUUGACUAUCGAGCAUAAAACUGGCGAAAGAACGGUAAUUAAAACAACAAAAUAAUUAGUUUUAUAUCGUUUUAAGUAUCACAGCACCAAAGCGGGAAAGACGGACACUCUGUUGUGGGGAAAGAUGGACACGCAAGUUUUACAUUGAUUUUGUGUUGCUGUUGCUUAUUGAUUAACAGAUGCCAACAAAUUACAUUCGUAAGAGUAAUCGGAAGUUAUGGACCAACCAGCAGCUAGAAAAGGCAAUAAUAUCUGCGAGGAAUGGAACUCCGGUGAAAACAGCAGCAUUGAAUUAUUCGGUUCCUCGCACGACUCUGAUAAGGCAUCUUAAGCAAACCAACAUCUUGCCACGGCUGGGACCAAUUGAUUCUGUGUUUAGUAUACAACAAGAAGAAGAACUGGUAGCACACCUUUUAGAACUCGAAAAGAGGUUCUACGGAAUCACAAAGAUCGAUGUUCGAAAACUAGCGUUUGACUUGGCGGAAAAAAAUAGCUUGCAGCACCCUUUUAACAAGGUCAUUAAACUUGCUGGGGUAGCGUGGCUUAGCAAUUUUAUAAAACGAAACCCUAAGCUGUCCUUCAGGAUGCCUGAAGCAACCUCUGCUGCUAGAGCUAGGGGAUUCAAUAAGGUAUCGGUUUCUGCAUUCUUUAAUUUAUUGGAAGCAGCGCUGAACUCCUCUAAAAUCACGGCAGAUCGUAUUUUCAACGCAGAUGAGACUGGAAUAUGUACUGUGAGCAUUUGGUUAUAUUUUUUGUGUUGUGAAAAACAAAAUAUAGAAUUCCUUUAUUUUACAGGUUCCCCCUAAGAAACGAAAGAUAGCAGCAAUGAAAGGAAAAAAGCAGGUCGGUGGAAUUACCUCCGCUGAGCGUGGGGUAUCGACUACAGCAGUAAUGUGCAUGUCAGCAGCAGGACAACACCUUCCUCCGUUUUUAAUUUUUGCUUGUAUGCGAAUGCAUGACGCUUUGAAGAAAGGAGCACCAUGUGGAAGCAAAUUUGCAUGUAAUUCUUCCGGUUAUAUGACUGUGGAAAUCUUCAAUGACUGGUUUGAUCAUUUCUUGGAUAAUGUGCAGCCAUCCGAAGAUAAACCGACCUUGCUCAUUAUCGACGAAGAUAAUGAUUUUUACGAAGAACCUAGCAUUUACUGAGAAAGCCAGAGCUAAUUUCGUCACUGUUUUAGUAUUACCUCCGCAUUGCAGUUACAAAAUGCAACCACUGGACGUAUCUUUUAUGGCACCCUUCAAGUCAUAUUAUGCUUCUGAAGUGGAGAAAUUCUUACAGCAAAACCCUGGGAAAGUUAUGGGUCAAUAUGACAUUGCAGAUUUGAUGAAACCUGCUUUAAUAAGGCAGCUACCAUGAGUGUAGCCGUCAAUGGGUUCAAAAAGGCCGGAAUCUGGCCAUACUAUCCUAACAUUUUUGACGACGAUGCGUUUGCACCAUCAGAGGUAACCGAUCAAUUAGUUGGUGCUUGCAUAGAUGAAAUACCUUUGCAAGUUGAAGAAGCUUCGAUUGCAUUAAAUCUAUUUGAAGAUAAAGAGACUCAAGUUUCCUCCGAAGAUUUCGUAGGUUGCAGUUCUGCAAAUUCAACUCCUGUUACUGAAAAAUCGAUGUUUCAAGUGUCACCAACAGCAAUACUACCAUUGCCUAAGAUGGUAGCCCCAAGAUCCAACAAACGAAAACGUCAAGCAGAGAAAGCAGCUGACAUUACCUCUAAUCAGUACGUUAUUAGUUUGAAAAAAGCCAAAGCCAACCAAAAUAUUCAAACUAUGAAAAAAGAACGAAAACUAUCUUGCAAGAAGACGAAUCAAAAGCAGUCCAAGACCGACACGAUGUGUGACACCCUAUGUGAAACAUGUGGUUUCCAAUUUUCCAAUUCAGACCAAGGGACAGGAUGGACUAUGUGUUCGAAAUGCUUCUCUUGGUUCCACUCAGAAUGCUUUAACAUCGUUAAAAUAUUCUGCAGAAACUGU
Anopheles arabiensis is the source of this 6782-nucleotide messenger RNA. Its product is annotated as vesicular acetylcholine transporter-like. The transcript has 2 exons. The record is from RefSeq and is a predicted model, not a curated record. Gene Ontology annotation, cellular component: neuron projection; AP-1 adaptor complex; cytoplasm. Gene Ontology annotation, molecular function: xenobiotic transmembrane transporter activity; choline O-acetyltransferase activity; acetylcholine transmembrane transporter activity. The coding region runs from base 678 to 2447 and encodes 589 amino acids. Gene Ontology annotation, biological process: transmembrane transport; xenobiotic transport; acetylcholine biosynthetic process. Lineage: Eukaryota; Metazoa; Arthropoda; Insecta; Diptera; Culicidae.